This is a messenger RNA of Ctenopharyngodon idella (grass carp), 3007 nucleotides long. RefSeq names its product phospholipid scramblase family member 5. The transcript is spliced from 7 exons. Gene Ontology annotation, cellular component: plasma membrane. The record is from RefSeq and is a predicted model, not a curated record. Gene Ontology annotation, molecular function: phospholipid scramblase activity. NCBI's taxonomy places the organism in Eukaryota, Metazoa, Chordata, Actinopteri, Cypriniformes, Xenocyprididae. The coding region runs from base 203 to 973 and encodes 256 amino acids. Gene Ontology annotation, biological process: plasma membrane phospholipid scrambling.
GCCCUGUUUCACUCUGAAAUGCAUCGAAUUAUAAAAAUACAAUGGGUUGCAAAUGGAAAUUCUCACAAUGACAUUUGACAAAUAUUUGCUAUGAAUUUUAAAUGCAACGUUUCUACCUCCUGCGUUCUCUCUCGAUCAGGCCUUCCCAUCUGUGACCGCUCAGCCUCUUCCCUUUGGUCUGGAAAGAGAGAGACAUAUUGACAUGCUCUUCAGAGGUUUCCACAGGCAGAUUAGGCCUACUACAGACAGCCAGGACCUCACACCUGUGCUCCGGCCUACAGGCAGGAGAGGAGAGGAAGAGGGACCCGGAGGGAAAGAGAUGGACAGUAAGGGGAAAAGACUGGGAAAACUAUCUGUUCUGAGAACAGUCACAAGACUCCACAUUAAUGCCAGACCAGAAAUACAAGGUCCACAGUGUGUCGCCCGAAGAACAUACAACAUCUCCACAGAAACCAGUGAUCAGCUCUUUGUGGCUGUGGAAGAGAGCUCAUGCAUGUGUAUGCAAUGCUGUGGUCCAGCUCGAUCCUGUUCACUACAAGGCUUUGAUAAGGACGCAGAAUGUGUCUUCCUGUUUGAGAGGCCCCUGAGAGCGGAGAUGUGCUGGCUCGGCUGCUGCCUGAUGGAAAUAAGUGCUUAUACACCAGAGAGAGAGUUUAUUGGAACAGUUCACCAAAGGUGGAGUAUGUUCACGCCGUAUUUCGAGGUCUGUGACUCUGAGGGCGUCUCGGCCGUGAGGAUCCAGGGCUCCUGCUGCAACACACGAUGUCUUUCUGAACAAGAGCUGCAGGUGGUUUCCACUAUUGGUGAGAGUGUUGGGCGCAUAUGGAAGAGGUGGCCUGGAUAUAAUGAGGAAUGUAACAUGGAUCAUGAGUAUUUUGGACUGGAUGUACCCCAAGGAAUGAAUUUGAACACCAAAGUGCUGUUACUAGCUGCUACCUUCCUGCUGAAUCAUAUGUUCUUUGAGAUGAGCUAAGUGGAAAUGGUAAAACGUUUCUGAGACAUAAAUGCUCCACCUGUAGUGUGAACCCAACAAUACAAAACUAUGGUGACUCAUACCAAGAUGGAGCACUGCAUAAUUUCUUUGAAAACUGCAAGAAACAUGGAUGGUGAUACUUUUCUAAGCUAAUUGCAUCUAAACUGUACAGUGUAGUGCACAUCAAGAUUCCCUGUACAGAGCCUCUCUACAGGCUAAACACUGAAAUAGGAUUUAAAGGUUGAGUAUUAUAUUGCACAGAACAUAAUAUUAGCCCUAUAUAGCCAAUAGUAUCAUAUUUAAUACGCAAAGGAUCUAAAUUAUCAACAUGGUCAAAACUUUGCUGAAAAACCUGCUGUACCCGAUCUGCUACAUGUCUUCUGGUCUGAUAGUUUCAUAGUUUUCAAUAGUUUUGUAGCAAGUAAAAGGCCUUUUAGUGUAAUUCUAAAACGUUCCUCUUGAGGUUUGGUAUCUUUUUGCUCUGAAAUCUUUAUUGAUUUUAAUAAAGUAAACAAGAAUAACUUUUAUAUUUUAGUAAAUAUUUCAAGAUGAACACACUUGACUGAAGCAACUUUUUUUUUUUUUUUAAAUCAUGUUAAAUGUGAGUAUCAAAUAUGAUGCAUCAGGUUCUUGAGGAACGUUUAUUUGUAUAUCUCUCAAUUACCAUUAUAUUGCAUUGCAUUAUAUGUUUUGCCCCCACAAUAAAAACUAUAGAGCUUUGAUCAUAAACUUUCAUAAACAUUUAAAUAAUAUAUUACUGAGACAUAUAGAGUAACUGAUAUUUAUAUGUAGAUUAUGAAAGUAGUCUGUUAUAUUGUUAUAAAGAUCUCAUUAAUUUACAAGCUGUCAGAAUUUCAUCUUACUUUUUGGCCACAUAAAUAAAAGCAACUUAACCAAAUUGCAUAUUAUGGCUCUGUUUGGGCCUUUGAAUAUUUUUUUUCACCCUCAAGUAUGAUAUAUAUAUAUAUAUAUAAAUCAUAUUAUAUGAGUAAUAAAAGCCUUGAGUAUUAAAAAAAAAUACAAGCAAACUGGGAUUUUUUUUUUUACUAUUUCAUUUGUCAGGAUUUACACAGUUAAAGGUUCAUUGCACUAAUUUGUAAGACCCUAAUACAAACAUGGAUGUAUUUCUGCAUAUAAUAAAGAUCAUUGAUUGUUUAUAAUUUAUCAUCAUGCCAGCUACAGUGGCUAUUUUCAUGAUGAGAAAUAGUUUAAAAUAUUUUCAAACGAAUAAACUGAAUAGUAAAGAGUCCUAAAGGAGUGAAAAUCAAAAAAAUAUUCCAAAAUAUUGGACUCUUGUGUAAGGGGCAUAAUGGAGGAUUUCCACCCUUUUAACAGAAUUUUUUUUACUAUAAACUAUAAAAAUAAGACUAUAAAAAUGCCCUUUUUCUUUAACAAAAUUUACUGGAAAAAUAUUUUGGAUAGUUAAGGACAUGGGCUAAAAAAAAAAGCCCAGUUUCAGUCCUCAGUAAGAGUGACACAGGAAUUAGAAAUUUUCUGAGAUAUGAACCUAGAUGUGAACAUUUUAAGACCAGGUGGCAUCAGCAGGGCUGUACAUGUAAAUAAUGUUAUUCACUAUCAAUAAAACAAAGUCACACCACAGCUGAAAAUUAGCAGCAGAUGCAUAAUCAACAUUUAUUGCUAUGAUCAAUCAUAAUUAAAAACACCCUUUCCUUUCCACUUUUUUUAUGUACCUCAAAUACAACUGUCCAGCACCAGCACUGAAUUUCAGGCAGUAUAAAGUGAUGAUCCACAGCCCCCUUUAACUAUCAGUGUUAGUUAGGAUAUCUGAAUAAUGUCCGAGUGAUUUCUAAAACAGGGCUUGAAGUCCUAUGAAUAGAGUCGUUUCUCCAGUGUCGACGACUCCAGCGGAUGUUGAGCGAACUUGGAAAUCAGUGUUUUGCCGGAGGCGAAGGCCAGGCACAGUGAAUCAGGCAGCAUGGCACCCAUCCCUGGUAGGGCACUGUCCUUUGGGUUUACACUCUCUCAAACUCAGGAGAAAUAAAAAGUUUGCCAUUAUAGAUCUCUCCAAAUACA